ACGUGUUAGGGCCCUAUUUUAACGGUCUGAAACGCAAGUGAGAAGCGCAAAGCGCAUGUAGCUUUGUGGGCGGUUCCACGGCGAUGUCGCUAUUUUACCGGCGCGAAAUUGACUCUUGCGCCCGGCGCAAAUCUAAAAAGGGUUGGUCUGAAGUAGCCUAAUUACCCGUAGGUGUGGUUUGGGCGUAACGUGCAAUAAACCAAUGAGUGUGCCAGCUCCCAUCUCCUUUAAGAGACAUGAGCGCAUUUGAAUCUGACAUGUUGAUAUUUUGAAACAAUUUUUUUCAAACUUCAAAUGGCUCAGUUUAUGGCCUAAUUCACACAACUUCAGAAAUACUGAGUCCUCAAAUAAAUUUCGCUAAAGAAAACUCAACACACAUAUGAUAUGCGGUAACUGUGGUUCUAUUUAAUGAUAUACGCAAUACAUUCUAAAAAUCGUUUCUUAUCAGUAUUGUAUGCAUUAUCGUUAUCGACUUGUGUUCCUAAUAUGCAUGUGUCCCCCCGUUAAUAUACAUUACCAUGGACUGUAUUAUGCGUUACGUGUUUAGUCUGCGUGUGUUUAAACAGAUGGAUGCACACACGCGUGCCCGCAAUCGUUAAUUCUUUUUAACACUCACUCGCGGUAAAACAAUGUUUUCUCACGAUCAAAUACUCAUAAAUCCUAAAAGUUAUGGGCAUGAAAACGAUGUCUGUGUCAAGAAAAUAUGAUUGUGUUUGCUGUACGUGUUUGCAGAUUAAUUGAUUUAAAAGUACAACUUAUUACCGCUGUAUCAGCUGUUCUCUCCCAAAUAAUUUACCAAGAAUGUGUGGCUAGGUAGAUGAGAGAAGCAAAGUGUAUGCGCGAGGUGCACAAGCAACAUUAUGCAUGCGCCAUUAAAAUAGCAUCUGAACAACGCGCCACUGACUUUAAACCAGGUAUUUCCUGGUUUGUGGAGCAAGUGAUUUAGCCUAGCACCGCCCACCUACCUACUUCUGCUCAAUUUUCAUUUCGCUUCAGUACUAGGUCUGGGUCUGCUUAAUGUAAAUGCGUUCCAUGGAAACCAGAUUUCUGGCGGUCCAAUCAGCGAACAGAGGGAGUGGCUGAGAACGAUGACGUCUAGGUCGCGCGCCAGUUUCAGUUGUAGUCAGAGGAAGACAAUGGAGAAGGAUACGAGAGAAGCUAUUCGGUCUGCUGUGGGAUCGCUGCCGAAAAUCGAUCGAUUAAAGCCGGAGCAAGAACAAGCUUUGCAGAGUUUUGUUGGUGGCCAUGAUGUUGUGGCGCUUCUCCCCACCGGGUUCGGGAAAAGUUUGAUUUUCCAGCUGGCUCCGUUAGUGGUGAAGGAGCCGGUCCCGUCGCAUGACAUACGUCACGACCAAACGCUAUGCGAUUGGUUAUGGCAGAUACAGAGUGGCACUGGCCAGAUCCAAUCAUUUUAAAACUCCUACAGACACCCGCCUUCUGUACAAAUGAAAUGAAGUACGAUUGGUCUGGUAGGACCAGGCUACAAGUGAUUUCUGAAACUGCAAAAUAGCACCAGGAAACGUUUGCGCCAGAACACUCCUCCUUUCGCCGAACCGCCCCUUGGAGCACAAGAUCAUUCCCUAAUUUACCGACGCGUGGCGCAGGAGGGAAAAGAACGCUCUGCGCCAGUUGCAAACUAGCAUGGACACAUGCGCCAGUGAUUAAGUCAAUUGCGCCGGAUGCAAGAUAGGACCCUUAUUGUUAGCCAUUAUCUGUAAGAGUAAAUGAGAAACAUGUUAGUGUUAGUCAUUAUCUCUUAGACCAAUAAGAAACAUGUUAGUGUUAGUCAUAACCAGAUAAACAUAACGUUUGGAACAGACCCUAUAAACCGAAUAUUGUUUGUUUUGGAACAGACCCAAUGAACCUAAUAAAGUUUGGAACAGACACUAUAAACAUAAUAACGUUUGGAACAGACCCUAUAAACCUAUAAUGUUUGGAACAGACACUAUAAACCUAAUAACGUGUGUUUGGAACAGACACUAUAAACCUAAUAACGUGUGAUUGGAACAGACAGUAUAAACAUAACGUGUGAUUGGAACAGACAGUAUAAACCUAAUAACGUAUGUUUGGAACAGACCGUAUAAACCUAAUAACUUGUGAUUGGAACAGACACUAUAAACCUAAUAACGUGUGAUUGGAACGGACCGUAUAAACCUAAUAACGUGUGAUUUGAACAGACAGUAUAAACCUAUAACGUGUGUUUUGGAACAUAGCCUAUGCAGCUGGUGUUUGGGGUUUUAUUCAGAGAACUGACCGGAUCUUAGACGUUAACGAGUCCUUUAUGUCUUUAAAGUCACUAAAGCCCUUAAGCCCAGUGCUGGGCGGCUCGUUGAUUAAAACACACGCAGGCACACGCACACGCGCACAUGUGGUUGCGCUGUCGAGGAGAAAAAAGGCAUUUCAUAAUUUAUUUGUAACUUUGUGUGUUCCACUCGGCCGUCUAUUUUGUAAACUUUUUGGCAAUUUGAAUUUUUAUCUCUCUUGACAAUAACGCUAUUUUGGAAUGAAUCGAGAGAAUAUGCCUCUGUUAGAGAGAAAGAGACAGGAUUGUGUGUGUGUGUGUGUGUGUGUGUGUGUGUGUGUGUGUGUGUGUGUGUGUGCGUGUGCGUGUGCGCGCGCGCGCGUGUGUGUGUGUGUGUGUGUGUGUGUGUGUGUGUGUGUGUGUGUGUGUGUGUGUGUGUGCGUGCGUGUAUGCGUGUGUGUGUGUGUCGUUUGGACCUUCUAGAUGUCAGUCCUCUCUCCAACAGGCUGACAGAGCGCCGCCAGUCCGGUUUAAAAUAAAGCAGAUCGGAGCUGAAUCGGUUUGACUGAACUAAAGCUGGAGGGGCUGCACGAGAAGGAGGCGGCGGAGGAGCCCGGGGCGACUCUGGCGAUGAAGCGGGGAGACCCGGGGGGAGACCCGGGGGGAGACCCGGGGGGAGACCCGGGGGGAGCCGAGCGGGGAGACCCGGGGGGAGCCCAGCGGGGAGCCCAGCGGAGAGCGCCCUCCGGACGGCUCGCGGUGACCCUGGAGGACGCAGAUCUCUGGCGGAAGUUCCAGGAAAUCACGAACGAGAUGAUCGUGACCAAGAGCGGCAGGCGGAUGUUCCCUGUGCUGAAGGUGCGGGUGUCCGGUCUCGACCCCGCCGCUCUCUACUCUCUGCUGCUCGACUUCCUGCCCACCGACGGACGGCGCUGGAAGUACGUCAACGGGGAGUGGGCGGCGGCUGGGCGGGGCGAGGGGCGGGGCCAGGGCGAGGGGCGGGGCCAGGGAGGCGUGUACAUCCACCCAGACUCUCCCAACUUCGGAGCCCACUGGAUGAAGGCGGCAGUGAGCUUCAACAAGGUGAAGCUGACCAACAAGAUGAACUCAGGGGGCCAGGUGGUCCUGAGCUCCCUCCAGCGCUACGAGCCCCAGGUGAGCGUGGUGGGGGUGGGGGUGGGGGCGGGGGGGGUGGGCGCCCCCCCCCCUGCCCCCCCCGCCCCGCCUGCUCACCUGCGUCUCCUUCAGAGAGACCGCCUUCAUCGCCGUGACGGCCUAUCAGAACGAGGAGAUAACAGCUCUGAAGAUCAAGUACAAUCCCUUCGCCAAGGCCUUCCUGGACACGAAGGACAGGAACCCAAGUGGGCGGAGCCUAUCGGAUUCUAAUGGACAAGGUGGAUGGUCCGUGUGCACGGCAGGAGGGGUCAUCCCAUAUAGGGGGGGGCUUCAGAUGACAUCACGUCACCAUGGUUACAAGCACUACCCUUCAAGACCCAACCCCUACAGCUACCUCACCCACCACACACACACCUCAGUCUCUCUACCGGAGGGUGUACCAGGAUGUCCGGAGGACUGGUCUGGCUGCCCCCCCCAAGCUCCUCCCCUGCCUCCUGCCACCAGUCAGUACCAGUGUCUGUGGGCGGUUGGCUGUGGGGACGAUAGCCCCGCCCCUUCCCCGUACACAGUUCUCCACGGGCCAAUCAGCAGCGGAGCCAUGAUGCAGCCGGCCACUCCCAACACAGGGUGGCCGUCUGGCCACACCCACUGCUUCUGACAAGAUUGCUGAUUGGAUGGUCUUUCAAGGGCUUAAUAAUGCAUUUACAUUUAAACAGUGUCAACUAUAUAAUAAUUGUAUCAGUUAUAUUAAUAACAUAAAAGUACUAUUAAUAUGAUAAUCAUGUAGCAACCAAGCCAGGCCCUUGUUAUGAAGUCUCAUUAUAGAGUCUCAAUAAGAAAUGUUAUGAAGUCUCAUCAUGAAAUAUUUUCUGAAAUCUUCGAUAUAGUCUCGUUAUUAAGUUCAUUAUUAAAUCUUGUUAUAAAAUAUAGUUAUGAAAUCAUGUUUUUUUUAAGAGCAUUUCAUUUUUUAUUGGUGUUGUAAUGUAAAGAGAAUUUCAACAAAUAAGACAAGAAAUGCUUCUAAAAUAAAUUGCCAACCCUAGCAUUAAGUCUUAUUACGCAAUGUUAUUCUGUAAUGUUAUUCUGAAAUGUAAUUCUGAAACAUUAUUCUGAAAUUUCAUUAUGAAAUCUCGUCAUAAAAUGAUGUAGUCUUGUAUGAAAUGUUAUGCUGAAAUGUUACGUUAUGAAAGAGAUCUUGUUGUAAAGUCAUGUCAUGAACUAUCAUAUAUCAUAUAUUAUGUGUAUAAUAGUUGUAUAUGUUAUGAGGUAUCCUGAUUACAAUGUUGAAAAGAUAACUACUGUUGCACCUCUGACAACCUGCUAAAUAAAGCCUAUUGAUCUCCAA
This is a messenger RNA of Gadus macrocephalus (Pacific cod), 4703 nucleotides long. Its product is annotated as T-box transcription factor TBX19-like. Bases 2873 to 3628 code for a protein of 251 amino acids. Gene Ontology annotation, biological process: mesoderm formation; heart morphogenesis; positive regulation of DNA-templated transcription. Gene Ontology annotation, molecular function: RNA polymerase II cis-regulatory region sequence-specific DNA binding; DNA-binding transcription factor activity, RNA polymerase II-specific. NCBI's taxonomy places the organism in Eukaryota, Metazoa, Chordata, Actinopteri, Gadiformes, Gadidae. The record is from RefSeq and is a predicted model, not a curated record. Gene Ontology annotation, cellular component: nucleus. The transcript has 8 exons.